AUGAUUCACCCUCUUGCUGCAGCAAUGAGCAACCAACUCCAGAACACUUCCUCUUUUAACUCGGCGACCUGGAAUUUCCAAGACGUGGGAAACUCCUCGCCCGUCCGGACCACAGACGUACACCCGGUCUCUGUCAGCCCCUGGGACGUCGCGCUGUGCGUGACCGGGACCCUCAUCUCCUGCGAGAACGCGAUCGUGAUUGCCAUCCUCUUUUACACGCCCACCCUGCGCGCUCCCAUGUUCGUGCUCAUCGGGAGUCUGGCGGUCGCGGACCUGCUGGCGGGGCUGGGUCUCAUACUGAAUUUCAUCCUCACAUACAUGCUGAAUACGGAGCUGGUGACGUUGGUCGCCGUGGGUCUGCUCAUCGCCGCCUUCUCCGCCUCCGUACUCAACAUCCUGGCGAUCACCGUGGACAGGUACCUUUCCCUGUACAACGCGCUGACCUACCACACCGAGCGCUCCGUGACUUUCACCUACGUCAUGGUGAUACUCAUCUGGCUGGUGUGUGUCGCCUUAGGCUUGCUGCCUCUGUUGGGCUGGAACUGUCUGCGAGACGAGUCCUCCUGCAGCAUCUGCCGCCCGGUGACUAAAAACAACGCCGUCGUGCUGGCGGUGACGUUUCUGCUCAUUUUCGCAUUGAUGAUGCAGCUCUACCUGCAGAUCUGCAAAAUAGCCUUCCGACACGCGCAGCAGAUCGCGGUGCAGCACCACUUCAUGGCCAUCUCCACCACCAAAGGCGUGUCCACGCUCUCCGCUAUCCUCUGCACCUUCGCCCUGUGCUGGAUGCCCUUCGCGAUGUACUCUAUAGUGGCGGACUCCAGCUAUCCAAUUAUCUACACGUAUGCCACUGUCCUGCCUGCCACGUGCAGUUCGGUUAUCAACCCAAUCAUCUACGCCUUCAGAAACCCCGACAUCCAGAAAUCUCUGUGGCUGGCGUGCUGCGGAUGCGUUCCCCCCAACAUCUCUUUGCGGCCAAGGACGUCAAGUGAUGUAUAGCCAUGAGUUAGUCAUAGGCCCAAGUAGCCUAUCUUUUUAAACUUGCUUGUUUUGGCUUGUUUUGGCAAUGGCUUGCAGAGUUGCCUA
Messenger RNA from Conger conger (European conger), 1083 nucleotides. RefSeq names its product G-protein coupled receptor 12-like. Bases 1 to 996 code for a protein of 331 amino acids. NCBI's taxonomy places the organism in Eukaryota, Metazoa, Chordata, Actinopteri, Anguilliformes, Congridae. Gene Ontology annotation, biological process: G protein-coupled receptor signaling pathway. Gene Ontology annotation, cellular component: membrane. Gene Ontology annotation, molecular function: G protein-coupled receptor activity. The record is from RefSeq and is a predicted model, not a curated record. The transcript has a single exon.